Messenger RNA from Cuscuta campestris, 771 nucleotides. The record is from the annotation of a GenBank genome assembly. Lineage: Eukaryota; Viridiplantae; Streptophyta; Magnoliopsida; Solanales; Convolvulaceae.
GACUGGCCAUACAUCAAAGGCCGGUCAGGGCGCUCGGUAGACAGAGGGAGGUGGCGAAGAGAAAGCCGCAGAGGAGGCCCUCUUGAGGAAGAGGCGGAGGACUCAGACUGUAGAAUAGUAUGCUCAGUCCUCCGAUGCGGGGAAAAGGCAGGGAGAGCCCCGAUCUUUAGCUCUGAUGGCCCGGUUAGAUGAGGAGCUAUUCCAAGCUUUUUACACCGACCUGAAUGAGGUCAGCUGGAUCGGUCAGGAGUGGUUCACCCGGCUUGUCAAAUCCAAGGAUGAGGAGAAAGCCUGGUUGGAGGGCAUGAUGGUGGCCUGCCAGAAGGAGGCAAAGGCCGCCUAUCAGAAGGCGGAGAAGGCUGAAGAGAAGCUGAUGGAGCAUUGUGCUGCCUAUCAGAAGCUCUAUGCCAAGCACGACGAGUUGCUGAAGGCCUCUAAAGAGGCUGAUGCCCAAGCUCAAGAGAAGAUCCAGGAGCUUGAGGGGGAGAAGGCCGAACUGAAGGAGAAGACCGCCCAAUUUACCGACGAGAUUACCUAGCUAAGGGCCGAGCUGGAAAAGGAGCGUGCUGACCGGGCCUCGCUUGCUGCUGCCUGGGCUGCCCAAGAGCCAGAGUAGUUUGCCGCCCGGGCGAUUCCAGACCGGGAGACUGCGAUCCGGUUCUUCCAGGGUCUCUUCAAGCAUGAAGUGUCCCCCAAGGUCGUAGUUGAGAUCGGGACCUUUGGUUUUGAGAGUGGCCAUUACGAGGAACGCUGGGCGCUCUAUGGUAUUCU